Fusarium falciforme is the source of this 678-nucleotide messenger RNA. RefSeq lists its product as hypothetical. Gene Ontology annotation, cellular component: endoplasmic reticulum membrane. Gene Ontology annotation, biological process: endoplasmic reticulum to Golgi vesicle-mediated transport. The coding region runs from base 1 to 678 and encodes 225 amino acids. Lineage: Eukaryota; Fungi; Ascomycota; Sordariomycetes; Hypocreales; Nectriaceae. The transcript is spliced from 2 exons. The record is from RefSeq and is a predicted model, not a curated record.
AUGAGCUCCUUCAUCGACUGGUCUAAGACCACCCGGUCCAAGAACUACCAUGGAUCUGGUUCUUUUGCGACCUUUAUGAUCAUCGCCCCCGUCUGCUUCUUCCUCGGCGUCCUUUUCGCUUCCUUCCCCUACGACUUUCCUCUUCUCUGGACCAAGGCGCCCAUCCCCGACAACUUCUUUGAUCAUCUAGAGACGCAUUUGAAGUUUGUCCACCAAUCGCCGCCGCUCAUCAGCCGUAUCCUGCACAUCAUCAUCUCUGUCGGCUUCCUCGGCUUCUUCAUCAAGCUCUUCCGACCCAGCGAGGCCAACUUCCUCUUUGACGGCGCCUCUCUCAUUCUCUACCUCAUCGGCUUCGGUGUCUACGUUGCCAACAUUGUCAAGGCUCUGCGAAGCGUCAGCGCCGAGAUCUGGACCAACGAUGGCUUCGACGGCCAGACGCACGAGGGCGAGAAUGGCGAGCUCAUCCUUGGUCGUGAGGACAGCCUGAAGGUUCUCUCUGCUAGCAACACCAUCCUCGCCCUCGUCCUGGUCGGAAUUCUCGUUCUCCAGGCUGGUCAGUGGUAUGCCGAGAAGAAGGAGGUGGACGAUGCUGCCGCCGCUGCCGCUGCUGACGCCAAGGAGGCUGCUGCGAAGAAGGAGGGCUCUCCCAGCAAGGCCGCCACUAAGAAGAAGCAGUAG